Messenger RNA from Coniophora puteana RWD-64-598 SS2, 842 nucleotides. RefSeq lists its product as uncharacterized. Lineage: Eukaryota; Fungi; Basidiomycota; Agaricomycetes; Boletales; Coniophoraceae. The record is from RefSeq and is a predicted model, not a curated record. The coding region runs from base 44 to 550 and encodes 168 amino acids. The transcript has 2 exons.
GCACUGCAACGCAGCAACGCAGACCCACCCACUCCUUAUUGCCAUGGAAGGCAAGAUAUGUGCUAACUGCGGCAAGGAGGGAAAGGUGAUGCAGUGCUCCCAGUGUGGCAUCACCUUCUACUGCUCUUCGGAAUGUCAACGCGACCACUGGAAGACGCACAAACCCAACUGCCACCCCUUCGCCGGCGAGAACGUCGUCACCCUCAAACCAACCUACAUGGGCGCCGGGAUGCACGCCUCCACUAUCUCGCCCACGACUCUGCAGCAGCGAACAGUCGCGAACACCAAAGACGCAUCGCGCAAGGGCAUCUUCAUCAAGAUCCAGGCGCCCGCCGCCCCGGCGACGGCGCCUCUGUACGUCUACAACAAGAAGCGGGACCUGCAGUGCUUCAUCCAUCGGGACAGCAAUGAGGCUGGGUACGACGAGGUGGUGGAGACGAUCCGCGCGCACGGCGUGAUGGGCAUGAAGGCGUACUUUUCGGCGUUUCUGAAGAACAAGAACGCGCUGGUGGUCAAGGUGUCUGAGGUGCUUGAGCCGCAGCCGUUCUAAACGCGUCGCGUCGCGGGAUGUGUGGGACAUGGGAUGUCGGAUGUUGAUGGUUUCGAUUAUGUGCUCGUUGGGUAGAGCACCCUGGGUCAUCAUUGUUCGUCUGCGUAAACACUGAUGUAACGACUCCGCUUUAGACAUGGUGCCUCUAUACCUUUGGCGACAGAACUAUUCAUCCCACCAAUACGUCACCUUCGUCCUCAAGCUAGAUAUGACGGAAUCAAGUACCCCUCGCACCUGAAUCCAAAGCCAUGAGCACUAGCGUAGCGUACUCGCUCCCUCUUACAGAAAUAUU